CGCGGCGGGGCUCCCCAGCUGGCCGCUGCCCUUCGCUCCAAGUGUCUCUCUCCAAGCUGACACCCUGUGCCGGUGACAGCCACAGGUCACGGCUGCCGGCGAAGCUGAGCCACAGCGCUUGCAGCACCCCUGGGUGUCUCGGGAGCAGUCGCGCCGGGUCCAUGGAGACGGGCCCGCUGCCGGCGGAGAAGCCGAGGGGACCCCGGUGCACCAAUGGGUUCCCCGAGCGGGAGCUGUCGCGGCCCGGGGCCAGCCGGCCUGCCGAGAAGUCCCAGCCGCCCGAGGCCAAGGGCGCACAGCCCGCCGAUGCCUGGAAGGCAGGGCGGCCCCGCAGCGAGGAGGAUAACGAGCUGAACCUCCCCAACCUGGCGGCCGCCUACUCGUCCAUCCUGCGCUCUCUGGGCGAGGACCCCCAGCGGCAGGGGCUGCUUAAGACGCCCUGGAGGGCGGCCACCGCCAUGCAGUUCUUCACCAAGGGAUACCAGGAGACCAUCUCAGAUGUCCUGAAUGACGCCAUAUUUGAUGAGGACCAUGAUGAGAUGGUGAUCGUGAAGGACAUAGAUAUGUUUUCCAUGUGUGAGCAUCACCUCGUUCCAUUUGUGGGAAGGGUGCACAUCGGUUAUCUUCCUAACAAGCAGGUCCUUGGCCUCAGCAAACUUGCCAGGAUUGUAGAAAUCUAUAGUAGAAGACUACAAGUUCAAGAACGCCUCACCAAACAAAUUGCGGUGGCCAUCACGGAAGCCUUGCAGCCUGCCGGCGUUGGGGUAGUGAUUGAAGCAACACACAUGUGUAUGGUAAUGCGAGGGGUGCAGAAAAUGAACAGCAAGACUGUCACCAGUACCAUGCUGGGCGUGUUUCGGGAAGACCCCAAGACUCGGGAAGAGUUUCUGACGCUCAUCAGGAGCUGAACUUCGGUGUGUGCACAUGGCCCGGCGCACAGACCCCACUGCUCCCGGCAUUGUCUGCCUCGAUCAUGCAUUCCAGUUUCAAUUUGUACAGAUUGAGUUUUGUUUCUCACCAUGAAUUGUAUUUAAUAAUUAUUUAUAGAUAUGUCAAAUAAGAGAAAUUAACUAAGGGGUGAGCCUUCUGUUUUCUUUUUGCCACUUUCUUAGUGGCAGUGUUUGGAGUAAAUUGCCAAGAGUAUAGGUUAACCGCACCAACCACUGCCAUGCAGAUUCCCCAGGAUGCAAAGGAGGAGAACUUAUACAUUUGGUUGAAAUCAUAAUUGACUCAUUAGCAGAGGGCACUGGACAUUCCAGGAGCUGUGGCCACUGUGCCGGGGUUUCCACCUCCAGUGGGCGUGGUAGAAUGCUGAAGGAAGUGCAGGAGACAUUGGGUGUACAGAGAGAGACUGUAGACUGUAGACUCCGCUCUGCUUCCCUCAUGCUUGUGAAACUGCCAGUGAUGUUUUACUCUUGUGAUGGUCACUAGCUGUCUACCUGUAACACCAGCUUCUGAGGGAGGGCGGUGGGGUAUCUGACUUUAGCUUUGCUGUGAGUUAAGUGGGCACUUCCUGUAUUUUAGACUUGAGUGGAGGGAAUUCGUUCCUGGAUUGAGUUCAUCCCAUGGCGGCAUGCGUGGAUGUUGAGGGUUGACUUUGUGCCUUGAUGAGACUAUCACACCAUUUGGAGUGGAGGGACUUUCACGUUUUAGGAAAAGCCAUUACUUCAUAAGCUGACAAGUGCCAGCUCUGCAGGUAACUAGCCAUCGCAAUUUCUCAGGAGGAGUUCUGGGAGUUUGUUUUGUCUGUUCCAAGGAGAGACUUCAAAGCAUUUUCACACACUCUUGCGAAGUAUUUUUCUAAGUAUUUCCAGCCCCCUUUGAAACUGCCUAUCCUGUUAGCUCUGCAAACUCCUAGCUCCUCUGAACUGGAAGGAACACAGAAGGGGCUGAGGGAGGCCUGCAUGGGGGCUGUGCCCACUGCAUGGGCCGAAUCAUGCUGCUGCUGCUGCUGGUGUCAGUGCAGGUGCACUGGGGGCUUUGGUUGAGGUUCUUCCUUGUGAGUGUGUGUCCUGUUUUAAGUACAAGUCCUUUCAGAUGGUGCCGCUGCUCAGGAGGCAUGGCUUGUCACCACUUACUUUCAGUGUCCUGCACUGGGGCAGUGUGGGCCAAAUGAAAGCACAGCGCCUCGUUCCCCUGCACACACACGGACACACACACACACACACACACACACACACACACGGACAGAGCUAGUCCAUGGCGAGGUCUCCCACUGGCUGACAGUGUCUCCCCCUGCUCCUGCCACUGCCACUGAGACACUCAUCAGCUUAUGGUGAAGCAAUGACGGAGCUGGCUUUUAAUUUUAUUAAUUUUUUUAUCUCUACCUCUGCCUGGCACUUUUUAUAGUUAGUUUCUAAAGUAUAGUCAGGUUAUUUUGAGUUCCUUUUAAAAUCUGACCUGAUAGCAAUGUUAGCCCACUUACUAUUCAGAUAUUUCUAGGUAGAAUGCUAACACUCUUGCUUGGUAUUUUAAAGGAAAAACCAGUGUGACUCGGCUUAGAGGACCAAAGAAAUUGUUCGCUAUACCUUCAUCUUUCUGGGGUGAUCAUUUAUAUCCCUUCUGAAUGGCUCUGUUCGCUCAUUCCCUAGAAACUCUUAACAAAAGUGACGUGUCCACAGGCUAGUCUCAUCAGUAGUUACAGAGUGACCACCUUGUCUGUUUCACUCUGGUCUGUAGUACUUCAGAGUUACCCUUUCACACCGUGACACUGAGUCCAUUUGGGAGAUUUUUAAGAAUUUGAUGUAUUUGCAUAUACUGUUCAAUUACAUGGUUUGGAUUUUCUGUAUGUGUAUGUAUGUCCCUGAAGUUGGUUCUAUUUAAAUGAUUAAAGUGUUAUAAUUUG
Myodes glareolus (Bank vole) is the source of this 2845-nucleotide messenger RNA. The record is from RefSeq and is a predicted model, not a curated record. Lineage: Eukaryota; Metazoa; Chordata; Mammalia; Rodentia; Cricetidae.